GUGGCGCGAGCAGGUGGAAGGGCGGCGCGGACCAGGGCCCAGCUGGCGCAGGGGGACGGGCUCGGAACGCGGCUCUUUGUCUCCCAAGCCCGUGCGCGGGCUGCCGGGACCGCUCCUCCUCCCGGCAGGUGCCGUCAUCUCUCCCGGAGGCCCGGGACUGCUCUGGGGGCUGGCGAGGGGACCCGGGUGUGUGCUCAUCCCUUCAUAUGGAACCUGUGGCAGGCCCCCUGGCCCGACGCUGGUGGUCAAGGCCCUGAGGGGGCGAGGGGUAGGUGGGUUGAUCUCUAGUCCUGAGAGGGAGCAGAGGCAGGCGUGGCCUGGAGGAAAGGCGAUAAGGACGAGACUUGGGGACCACCAUGAGCAGCUGCACUGGUGAGUGGUGGGUGGGUGGAAGGAAGUGGAUCCUAACAGAGAUUUGGGCACCCAUGGGUGGUGACGCAGGAGGAGCAGAAAGGUGCCAGGACCCAGAGCCUUGCACGCAGCAUAGCGGUCCAGGACCUGGGAUGCUGAUUAAUCUGUUUCUUCGUGAGGUGCUGGAUGGACAAGAAGGACAAGUCCAGGGCAGCGGCCGCCGGUCGCCUGCCCGCUUCUCGCCCUCCCGGCCUUCCGAUCCCCAAGUCCGCAGGGUCUCCACGACCCCCUCCUCCAGUAACCAGCGCGGCUCUCCGAGUUCUGGGAGCAGCAGCCGCCGCAGGGCGAGGGCCCCUGGCAGAGAGAACUGGGGGCAUCCGGGGAACCGCUCUCCCGGAGGUUACUCCCCAGUUGGGACCAACGCGGAGCGCUGGGACGGGCCCCCGGAGCCCAGCCUCCAGGCCCCCAGCGGCUGGGAGAGGAGAGCGGGCCCCUGCCAGGACCCCAGGCUCAGGCUGUAUCUCUAGCCCCGGGCAUGCCAGCGCGCCCACCAGACCAGGCCCUCUUGGGCAGAAGGGGCUCCGUACCCCAACUGAGGAACCUGCGGCCAGAGGAAAAGCCACAGAUUCACCUAGAAGAAGCGCCCUGAGUACCGGGGCACGGAGAGACUCUUCUGGGUCCACCCCAGCCAUACCCUCCCCGGUCAAUUCCCGUCGGCCUCGGGCUGCGGGCGCUGAGGCCCCACGCCGCCCUCCAACCCCAGGUCCCGAUGCCCCCAUCUCGGGCCCACGGCUGACCCUGGCGCUGGCCCCGGGCCCACCGCCGCCGCCGUCGCGCAGCCCAUCCAGUACGCUGAGUGGCCCGGACCUGGCGGGCCACAGCAGCAGCGCCACCAGCACGCCCGAGGAGCUGCGCGGCUACGACAGUGGGCCCGAAGGAGGCGCCGCAGCCUCUCCGCCUGCCGAUGCCGAGCUCGCCGCCUGCCACCCGGCAGCUUGGAGCCGAGGUUCCGCGCCGCCUCUGGCCAUCCGUAGCACCUCAGGAGCGCCCCUGCCUUGGUCUCCUGCAUCCGGGUCGGGCUCUGCUGAUGGCUUGUGCACCAUCUACGAGGCAGAAGGUCCCGAGUCCGCGAGCCCCGCCACAGACGCGCUGGAUCCCGGCCCUGGGCCCGGCGCGGGCGGUGGGAAGGCGGCGGCCGGAGCUGCGGCUGGUGCGGCCUCUCGUGGCGCGAAGCCGGCGCGCUUGGGAGAGCUGCCGCUGGGGGCGCUGCAGGCGAGCGUCGUGCAGCACCUGCUGAGCCGGACGCUGCUGCUAGCUGCGACCGAGGAGGCCGCGGGAGGCAGCGGUGGUCCAGGGGGCGCCGGGGGUGGCGGCAGCGUGGGGGGCGCCCGCACUGCGUUGAGCGACGCCGAACUGGGCCGCUGGGCCGAACUGUUGUCUCCGCUGGACGAGUCCCGCGCCAGCAUCACCUCAGUCACUAGCUUCUCCCCGGAUGACGUGGCUUCCCCGCAGGGUGACUGGACCGUGGUAGAGGUGGAGACCUUCCACUGAGCCCGACCCUGUCCCUGCCCGCCCACCCCACCCGACCCCUGCCUUAGGAUUUGCCCCUCAGGUUACACUUAAAGGUCUUAGAUUUCCUCCUCCCUUCCUCCAGGAGCCUGGCUUCCCGUGGAAUGGUCUCAGUCCCUUUAGAGCCCUAGAAUUUUGGUCCAGGCUUGCGACCCACUGGGGAAGGCAAUGGCACCCCACUCCAGCACUGUUGCCUGGAAAAUCCCAUGGACGGAGGAGCCUGGUAGGCUGCAGUCCAUGGGGUUGCUAAGAGUCGGACACGACUGAGCGACUUCACUUAACUUCACUCUUGCGACCCAACCACACCUUUGGCCAAGGCCCUCCCCUUGAGCCCCUCGCCUUUGGCCUAGAACGCGCUCCCGCACCCCUCGAGCCCCGUCCAUUCCUCAGCCUAGACUUUUCGCGGUAUCCAGUGUAUUGUCUUCUGCGCAGCCCGAGUUUGCAAUAAAGCGAAGACUGAGGCCUGUUCA
This is a messenger RNA of Capra hircus (goat), 2390 nucleotides long. RefSeq names its product proline rich 36 (gene PRR36). Bases 538 to 1902 code for a protein of 454 amino acids. The transcript is spliced from 6 exons. The record is from RefSeq and is a predicted model, not a curated record. Lineage: Eukaryota; Metazoa; Chordata; Mammalia; Artiodactyla; Bovidae.